Guillardia theta CCMP2712 is the source of this 3903-nucleotide messenger RNA. RefSeq lists its product as hypothetical. The coding region runs from base 1 to 3903 and encodes 1300 amino acids. NCBI's taxonomy places the organism in Eukaryota, Cryptophyceae, Pyrenomonadales, Geminigeraceae. Gene Ontology annotation, cellular component: membrane. The transcript is spliced from 5 exons. The record is from RefSeq and is a predicted model, not a curated record. Gene Ontology annotation, molecular function: ATP binding; ATP hydrolysis activity; ABC-type transporter activity.
AUGGUUGCCGAAAUUCUGCAGGCUCAAAGUAUAUUCAUCGAGCCCGAUCUUAAGACGAAGGCCUCCAUGAUCGUCCCAAAUGACAUCGCGCUCUCAGUCUCUUCGUCUCCAGACUGUUUUGUCUCCCUUCAUGAUGUCUCUGUCGAUUGUGAAGUUCACAAUGACCUUCGCACGAGAAUCUGCACUGGUAACUCGAGCAAUCAGGUCUUUAUUCUUCAAAACAUCAGCACAGUGUUUCAACCCGGCAGGCUCUGCCUUGUCUUGGGUCCCCCAAACUCGGGGAAAAGCACUUUGCUGAGGCUAGUUUCCAAGAGACUAGAUGACAACCUUCGGACAACAGGGCAGGUCUUAUACAAUGGCAAGGAGCUUUCAGAUGACUUUGCUAGGUCGAUGAUUGGUUAUGUUCCUCAAGACGAUAUCCACUAUCCUGUGCUGACCGUUGCUGAGACUCUAAGGUUUGCAGCCAAGAGCAUGUUGCACAACGAGAGCGAAGAGGAGGUGGAAGAAAGAUUGAACAAGGUGUUGACCCUGUUUGAUCUGGUGGGAUGCAAAGAUACGCGAGUCGGGAAUCAUGAAUCAAGAGGAAUCUCCGGGGGAGAAAAGAAGCGCCUCACAUGCGCGGAGCAAAUGAUUGUCGACCAUCCCGUUGUUUGCAUGGAUGAGAUCAGUACAGGGCUUGAUUCGGCUGUCACGCAGAAGAUCAUCAGCGGGCUGCGCGAUCUCUGCUAUGAUAAGAGAAUGACAGUGAUCGUAUCUCUGCUCCAGCCGAGCAUCGAAAUCUACAACAUGUUUGACGACUUGUUGCUUCUGAGUGCCACAGGAAGGCUGUUAUAUCAUGGUCCAACAAACCAGGCCGCAUCAUACUUCGAUACCCAGGGAUUUGCUUGUCCCGAAUACUUCGAAUUCUCCCAUUUCCUCGUCUCGCUCUGCACGCUGGAUGCGCGAGAGGUGCUGAAGAGGAACAGCAUCUUUGAGGGGUUGACUUCCUGCGACGAGCUGAGCCAGGCGUGGAGCUCGUCCGAGUACAUGUCCGAGGUCAUCAACCCCUUGUUUGAGGUUGUUGAGGUCAGGAAAACUAGCGAGGAGCACGACCUGGAGCACGAGAGAGGUAGUUACACUCGCCCCCUGGUGUCGCUGUGGAAGAUGUUCUGGUUGAAUCUUUACCGCCAUAGAGAUGUUCUCAUCAGGGACCCUGUGUUCGUCAAGCAAAGAUGCAUACAGAUGUCAUUCCAGGGGAUCAUGUUAGGGACAAUCUUCUGGAACGAGCAGCAGCACUACCUCAAGAUCUCCGUCCUCUUCAUAGCGAGCACCAUGGUGAUGAUGGGGAAUCUGGCAAUGGUGGAGAUUGUUGCGGCGAAGAAGAGGAUCUACUGCAUUCACCGGAACUGCAACCUGUUCUUCACGUCAAUCUACGGGGUUACCGAGGCUCUGACAGAGGUGCCGCUGCAUGCGGUUGAGGCCAUCGCCUUCUCCUUCACCUUCUACUUCUUCAUAGGGUUCUACCCGCAGUCUUUCCCUGUCUUCCUCCUCUGCAUCUUCGUCGCAAUCGUCAUGUACACGACAGCAUGGAAGUGCGUUGCUGCCGCGUUCCGCAACAGGUCGAUCGCCAUGACCGUCGUCCUCUCUAUCUGCACGCUGUCCUUCUGCUACUCUGGCUUCUUAAUCACCAAGGACUCCUUCCCCUCCUUUCUCGGUUGGAUUUACUGGAUCUUUCCCUUCCCUUUCGUUCUCCGCGCUCUGGCUAUCAACGAGUUCUCCUCCUCGGGGAAGAGCGGGCAGUACGACAUGAUCAUUAACGACCACAUACAUCCAGCAGCAAGGUGGGGAGAUAUCUUUCUGAUAGCGUCGGGCAUCCCAGUCGACAAGAUUUGGAUAGGAGCGUGCUUCAUCUACGUGGGGUCGCUCUUUGCUCUCUUCAUCUUCCUCUACACAGUCAGCCUUGAGAGACAGAGGUUCAGCAGGCGGGCAGGAAGCUCGUUGCAGACACUUCUCUCCCGGGAGAAGGGCUGCAUGCAGCUGGAAGCGCAGUUCUGCGAGGGGAACAGGAGCUUCGACAACGCGCUAAGUGUCCUGGGGCAUCCCCAGCUCCAGACUAUGGCAUGCUCUCUUGCUAUCAAAAACCUCGGAUUCACUCUACAGUCUCAACCCCCCCCAUCCUCCUCCUCCUCCUCCUCCUCCUCCAUGCUGCAAAGGUAUCCGGUUCUCCUUCGGGACAUCAAUGCCAUCUUUCGUCCUGGCACGGUGACGGCGCUGAUGGGGAGCUCGGGAGCAGGGAAGACAACGUUGCUUGACGUGCUGGCGGGCAGGAAGACAACUGGGAAGACGAGCGGGGACAUCCUUGUCAAUGGGCAUCCUCGCGAAAUGGCAUCCUUCUCCCGUCUGUGCGGGUACGUGGAGCAAGAGAACAUGCAGUUCCCUUACGCCACCGUGAGAGAGUCCCUGCUGUUCUCGGCGAGCCUGCGGCUAGACUCCUCCGUGUCGGAGGAGGAGAGGGAGAGGAUGGUGGAGGCAGUGAUCGACCUGAUCGAGCUCCGCCCCAUCCUCGAUGAAGUCAUCGACCUGGAGCAGACGUCUCUGACCAACGAGCAGAGGAAGCGACUCUCCAUCGCCGUGGAGAUGAUCGCCAACCCCUCCAUCCUCUUCCUCGACGAGCCCACGUCCGGGCUGGACUCCCGCUCUGUGAGGAGAGUGAUGAAUACCAUCAGGAGAAUUGCAUCCUGCGGCAAGACCGUCAUCUGCACCAUCCACCAGCCGUCCUCGGAGGUGUUCAGCAUGUUUGACGAGCUCCUCCUCCUCAAUCACGGCGGCGUCGCUUUCUACGGGGACCUGGGCCCCACCAAGGAGAGCACAAGGACCAAGAGGACGUACAGGAGCGCGGGGAACGUUGUCAGCUUCUUCGAGCAGCUCUCGGAGCGAGUGCCGAAGUUGGAGGCAGGACAGAACCCCGCGGACUACAUCCUGCAGGUGACCAGCUCGGGCUCGGAGACUGGGAGGUCGAUCGACUUCGUGGAGGAGUACAACAGGUCGGCGCUGAAGCAGGAGAAUCUCCGAAGGCUCGACGAGCUGCCACCCUCCGACAAGCUCGACCUCCAGCAGAGGAGUGCGAGCACUUUGCGGCAGCUGGCCGUGUGCUCGACGAGGUGGUUCAGGUACCACUGGAGGAACGUGACAUACAACCGGACGAGGAUCAUCAUCGCCAUCUUCGUCUCGCUGCUGUUCUCGCUCAACAUCAAGCAUCUCCUGCUCCCCAGGGUGGAGGACGAGGCUUCUCUUCAGACCUUCGAGGGCUGCCUCUUCGCCGGCUUCUUCUUCCUCUGUGCAGGACAGGUCAUCCUCUCGAUCGGGGUGUUCGGAGACACGAUGAUGGUCUUCUACAAGGAGCAGUCGGUCUCGAUGUAUUCACCUGCUGUGCACCUGAUCUCCGAGACGAUCGCCGAGGUCCCAUGGAUCAUCGCCAUCCUCAUUAUCCACAUGAUUGUCUUCUACCCUCUUGCCAACCUGUCGCCGCAGCCGCACGUGCUCGGCAACCACAUCCUGGCGAUGUUUCUCUCCCUCCUCAUGUUCACCAGCCUCGGGCAGAUGAUCUCCGUGCUGCUUCCCAGCACUAGGACUGCCUUCCUGGCCUCGGGCUUCUCCCUUGGUCUCCUCAACCUGUACUCCACCUUCUUUCUCCCGGUCUCGUUCUUCCCCUGGCCCUGGAGGAUCUUUGCCUAUAUCAUCCCUACUCAAUUUUGUCUGCGCGCAACGAUGCCGAACCAGUUGUUCUGCUCUGUCUCCUGUAUCCCCGACUUUGACCAGCCCAGCGUCUCCUGCCAGCACCACCAGGGCGAACCCUCUGCGGUCCACUCCUUGGAUGGUAUGGGUGGUGAGGGGCCUGGAUGUAGCAUCAUAGAAGACAGGUGA